AUGUUUAAAAACACGUUCCAGUCGGGAUUCCUGUCGAUACUGUACAGCAUAGGUAGCAAACCACUUCAGAUUUGGGAUAAAAAGGUUCGCAAUGGACACAUCAAGCGCAUCACCGACCAGGACAUCCAAUCGUUGGUGCUGGAAAUCAUCGGCACGAACGUUAGCACCACGUACAUAACGUGUCCGGCCGAUCCGAAAAAGACGCUUGGCAUUAAACUUCCUUUCCUGGUGAUGAUUAUCAAAAAUCUGAAGAAAUAUUUCACCUUUGAGGUGCAGGUGCUGGAUGAUAAAAAUGUCCGUCGUCGGUUUCGGGCCAGCAACUACCAGUCGACGACCCGCGUUAAACCCUUCAUCUGUACCAUGCCGAUGCGGUUGGACGAGGGCUGGAAUCAGAUCCAGUUCAAUCUGUCCGACUUUACGCGGCGUGCGUACGGGACCAACUACGUGGAAACGUUGCGCGUACAAAUCCAUGCCAACUGUCGAAUACGGCGCGUAUACUUCUCCGAUCGACUCUACUCCGAGGACGAACUACCGGCAGAGUUUAAACUGUUCCUGCCCAUUCAAAAGCCGCAAUCGAAAGCGAUCGCACAGCAGCAGGCAUGUUAG
This is a messenger RNA of Anopheles marshallii, 606 nucleotides long. RefSeq names its product cilia- and flagella-associated protein 20-like. The coding region runs from base 1 to 606 and encodes 201 amino acids. The transcript is spliced from 2 exons. Gene Ontology annotation, biological process: positive regulation of cell motility; cilium assembly; regulation of cilium beat frequency involved in ciliary motility. The record is from RefSeq and is a predicted model, not a curated record. Lineage: Eukaryota; Metazoa; Arthropoda; Insecta; Diptera; Culicidae. Gene Ontology annotation, cellular component: ciliary basal body; motile cilium.